Molecule: messenger RNA, 1242 nt
Organism: Malania oleifera
Lineage: Eukaryota; Viridiplantae; Streptophyta; Magnoliopsida; Santalales; Ximeniaceae
Product: early nodulin-20-like
Exons: 2
Coding region: 1-1242 (413 amino acids)
Cellular component (GO): plasma membrane
Molecular function (GO): electron transfer activity
Source: RefSeq, a predicted model, not a curated record
AUGCCUUCGUUGAGGACUAUCAUUCAAUUUUUUGCUAUUGUGUUUAUAUUAUUUAACUUCUCAGAAUCUACGGAUUCAACGGCGAGAAAGGAAUCAAAGGAGAUACUAGUUGGGGGGGAGGAAGAUGGAUGGAAAAUCCCACCAUCUCCCUCUCACUCUCUCCAAGAUUGGGCUAAAAAAACCCAAUUUGAAGUUGGCAAUACACUCGUUUGGAAAUAUAAUGGCAAAAUCGAUUCAGUACUGAUUGUGACGGAAGAAGAUUAUAAAGAUUGCAAGACAUCUAAACCAAUCAAAGCAUACAGUGAUGGUCAUACUAAAAUUAAGCUAAAGAAACCCAAAAAUUUGUAUUUUAUCAGUGGUGCUAAAGGACAUUGUGAGAAGGGUCAGAAGUUUGAAGUUAUCGUGUCGUCCGACAAACACCAUCCAAAGGAUCAUAGUCCGACCCCUUCUCCGGCACAUAAGUCUCACAAACGCCAUCCAAAGAAGCAUAGUCAGACCCCUGCUCCAACACCUGACUCUAACAAACACCAUCCAAAGAAGCACAGUUCGACCCCUGCUUCAACAUUUGACUCUGACAAACACCAUCUAAAGAAGCACAGUUCGACCCCUGCUCCAACACCUGACUCUGACAAACACCAUCCAAAGAAGCAUAGUCCGACCCCUGCUCCAACACAUGACUCUGACAAACACCAUCCAAAGAAGCACAGUCCGACCCCUGCUCCAACACUUGACUCUGACAAACACCAUCCAAAGAAGCACAGUCCAACCCCUGCUCCAACACCUAACUCUGACAAACACCAUCCAAAGAAGCACAAUCCGACCCCUGCUCCAACACCCAACUCUCACAAACACCAUCCAAAGAAGCACAAUCCGACCCCUGCUCUGACACCUCAGUCUAGCAAACACCAUCCAAAGAAGCAUAGUCCGACCCCUGCUUCGGCACCUGAGUCUAACAAACAUCAUCCAAAUAAGCAUAGUCUAACCCCUGCUCCAACACCUGACUCUGACAAACACCAUCCAAAGAAGCACAGUCCAACCCUUGCUCCAGCACCUGAGUACUCCAACGAACACCAUCCAAAGAAGCUCAAUCCAACUCCUGCUCCGACACCAACUGAAUUUGACAAACACCAUCCAAAAAAGCACAGUUCGGCCCCUGCUCCAACACCAAACUCUAGCAAACAUCAUCCAGAGAAGAGCAGUCCAGCCCCUACUCCGACGCAUGAUUCUUUUGCUACCUUUUAA